This is a messenger RNA of Leptopilina boulardi, 2463 nucleotides long. RefSeq names its product GATA zinc finger domain-containing protein 8-like. Gene Ontology annotation, molecular function: DNA binding. The coding region runs from base 398 to 2341 and encodes 647 amino acids. Gene Ontology annotation, biological process: negative regulation of DNA-templated transcription. Lineage: Eukaryota; Metazoa; Arthropoda; Insecta; Hymenoptera; Figitidae. The record is from RefSeq and is a predicted model, not a curated record. The transcript has 18 exons.
AAGAAAUUUUAUGCCAUAAAAACGUUCAGAAGCAUCAAAAUCAACUUAUUAAUUUUAAACUCCUUUUUCUCGAAAUCGUAUUUUUGAAACGUAGGUCCCUAUUAACUUUCUUUCAAAUAUUUAAACACUAGAUUGUUUAAAAGUUUAACCGCAACAACGCUCACAACGAAAAAUACUGGAUUAAUCCGUUAUAGUUUACUUUAUGGUAAACUAUCGAAUCUAACCCACAAUCUAAAAUUUUUGUACGUCACAGAUAAAGAAAUUAGCGAUUUCAAAAUCAAAAAAAAAUAUAGAGAGGGAAACAUUUUUAAAAAAGAAAUUGGCAUUACUUAAUCAUCGUACAUUCUCAGAAUCUCCGGAGGAGAAAGAAAAUAACAGAAAAUCAAAAUUAGGAAUCAUGAAACCUCUUUCGAUUCCUACUCGUAGACUGGAGUUUGAUGCAAUCAGUCUAGGUGAAGAAGUUUCUGAUUCAAUGGAUGACGACAAACAAUGCUCUGUAAAAAAAGUUAGUCACACAUCUCCUAAGCAAAAGAACCCUCUUCGUGCUUCUGAUACUGAUUCAGGGAAUAAGAACAAUUACUUUACCUCAAGAAAAAUUGACGACAAUUUAUUAGAUGAGAAACGUAGUUCAGUUUCAAGAAAUCGUGAGAUAUCUAAUUCUUUAGGAUCUUAUGAUGCUUUCGCUUCAGAAUUGGUAACUGAUGAAAUGCUUAAUGCUAUAGAGAAAUCUGGGAAUUCCAAAUUGAAGAACCUUGCACAACUAGUAGAUUAUUCUGAUUCUGAUCUCUCAAUACAGGAUAGUUCUCCUCAAAAGCAAAGGAAAAGAAAAAAUUUUAAUUUCCAAGCAAGUCGUAAUUAUACAAAAUCAAAUGACUCAAGGGAAUCUGAUUUUUCGAUAAAUGAUAGUCCUCCGCCAAAACAUAUGAUGGAAAAACAUUCACACUCUGCAAGUCAUAAUUAUCGAAAGACUUUUAGUCCAGCUCCUAAAGCUUCAAACGAAUGUGAUUCUUGGGAAAAUGAUAGUCCUCCGCCAAAGCAUAUGAUUGAAAAACAUUCACACUCUGCAAGUCAUAAUUAUCAAAAUACUUUAAGUCCAGCUCCUAAAGCUUCAAGCGUAUCUGAUUCUUGGGAAAAUGAUAGUCCUCCGCCAAAGCAUAUGAUUGAAAAACAUUCACACUCUGCAAGUCAUAAUUAUCAAAAUACUUUAAGUCCAGCUCCUAAAGCUUCAAGCGUAUCUGAUUCUUUGGAAAAUGACAGUCCUCCGCCAAAACAUAUGAUGGGAAAAAUUUCACACUCUGCAAGUCAUAAUUAUCGAAAUACUUUAAGUCCAGCUCCUAAAGCUUCAAGCGUAUCUGAUUCUUUGGAAAAUGACAGUCCUCCGCCAAAACAUAUGAUGGGAAAAAUUUCACACUCUGCAAGUCAUAAUUAUCGAAAUACUUUAAGUCCAGCUCCUAAAGCUUCAAGCGUAUCUGAUUCUUUGGAAAGUGAUAGUCCUCCGCCAAAGCAUAUGAAGAGAAAACUUCCACACUCUGCAAAUCAUAAUUCUUAUCAAAAGACUUUAAGUCCAGCUCCGAAAGCUUCAAGCGAAUCUGAUUUUUCGAUGAAUGAUAGUCGUCAACCAAAGCAAAUGAAGAGAAAACAUUCACUCUCUCAAGCACGCAAGAAUUAUCGAAAUAAUUCAAAACCAUCUCGAAAAGCUUCAAGUGAAUCUGAGAUUGAAGUUGAUAGUAUGUCUUCUGUUGCUGAGAAGCCCGGUACUUCCAAAUCAUCUCAGUUAAAAAAGAAAAAGAGGCACACAAAUUCGCAAUCUAGUCUUACGUUUCGCAAAGCUUCAAAACGAUAUAAAAUGGAUUCAGAACACUCUGGUGGUUCCGAUAAUGACGUUAAUGAACAAAAUGAUGAACUAGAAAAGUUUGCUAUUGUUUCAAUAAGAACUGAAAAUAAUAGGAAGGUUGAAAAGAUUCAUUUGGGACACGAUGUUUUUAUCAAACAUGAAUCUUGGAAAUUAAUACAAAAAGAAAAAAAAGAUUCACUUUAUGUGAAAAACUUAGCGACUUGCAUAUGGACUCGUCAGAAACUGGCUAAUAGGUGUGUGGAGUACUCAGAAGAUCUUAUAUCAAUUCCAAAUAGGUCGCCAAGAAAAUUACUGACACCUAAAAAGAUGAAAGUAGUUGAAGGAUGCUUUAAAAAGUAUAUAAAUAAGAAGAAUGAAGCUAAAAGGUUGAGCAAAAUGAAUUAUUAUGUGAGUCAGCAGAUUGGUUAUCUCAGAAGAACCCUGUAUCCCGAAACGAUCAGAAGAAAGAAAAUACCAGAAGCCUCUUUCUGUAGCAGUGUGGCCUAGCGCUUCGAAUUAUUAUUAUUAUUAAUAUUAAAAUUAUAAUUAAUUUUGAUUAAUUAUAUUUAUUAUUUAUUUUUUUUUGAUUAUUAAUUAUAUUAUUAAUUAUAUUAUAUAUAUUAUUAAUU